This is a messenger RNA of Olea europaea var. sylvestris, 1378 nucleotides long. Its product is annotated as CDK5RAP1-like protein. The record is from RefSeq and is a predicted model, not a curated record. Gene Ontology annotation, molecular function: iron-sulfur cluster binding; tRNA-2-methylthio-N(6)-dimethylallyladenosine(37) synthase activity. Gene Ontology annotation, biological process: negative regulation of cyclin-dependent protein serine/threonine kinase activity. The transcript has 2 exons. The annotation marks the transcript as partial. NCBI's taxonomy places the organism in Eukaryota, Viridiplantae, Streptophyta, Magnoliopsida, Lamiales, Oleaceae. Gene Ontology annotation, cellular component: cytosol; mitochondrion.
AGUGAAGGAUUUUCCAGCUUAAGCAAAGUGAAAAAAAUGGGUUUGCGCUUUGCAGAUCUACUUGACAGACUUGCCUCAGAAUUUCCAGAAAUGCGAUUCAGAUACACCUCCCCUCACCCUAAAGAUUUUCCAGAUGCAUUACUAUAUGUCAUGAGAGACAGAUAUAAUAUCUGCAAAAGCAUCCAUUUGCCUGCACAAUCAGGCAACAGUACGGUACUCGAAAGGAUGAGGAGAGGAUACACCCGAGAAGCAUAUUUAGAUCUUGUUAAGAAGAUACGUGCUAUAAUUCCUGAUAUGGGUAUAAGCAGCGAUUUCAUAUGUGGUUUCUGUGGAGAAACAGAGGAGGAUCACAAGGAUACACUGAGUCUCAUUAAGGGUGUCGGCUAUGAUAUGGCAUACAUGUUUGCUUACAGCAUGAGGGAGAAAACCCAUGCCCAGAGAAACUAUGUUGAUGAUGUUUCUGAUGGUAUAAAACAGAGGAGGUUAGCGGAACUUAUUGAAGCUUUCCGGGAGACUACAGGUCAGUUCUAUGACUCCAAAAUUGGCACAGUACAACUUAUUUUAGUCGAGGGGCCCAACAAGAGAGCACCCGACACUGAGCUUAUUGGCAAGAGUGACAGAGGCCAUCGUGUAUCAUUCCCUAAUCUGCCGGUCCCAGAUAGAGUCAACAAUGAUGGGAAGCGGAAUCCAAAGGUUGGCGAUUAUGUGGAAGUUCACAUAUCCAAAUCAACAAGAGCAACUCUCUUUGGAGAAGCUCUCGCCAUCACUAAAUUGAGCUCAUUUUGCGACAAAGUGAAUGAAGAAGAUGUUGCCUGUGUUAGCAAAACUUAAAAAUAUUGUCCGGAUUUUUUCUACAGUUUUUUUUUUUAAUUUAUAAAAUUUAUUUGUAUGUAACUUGUCUUGAUGGAAAUCUGGAUAGAGUUUCUUGCUUCUAGAGGUUGUGUCUUUGACAUCAGGGUCCAUUGGCCGGGUUAUUAUUGUUGUCUUCUACGAUGCAACUUCCCUAUGGCGUGAAAGUAUCCCUCUGGAGUUCAGUUCUGGGGCUGGAGUAAUUGAGACCUGCUGCCUUGUCCGUCUGAUUCCGAGCUCACAUUUGUAACCAAGGUCACCAGUUGCUGCCUGCUCAAAUCUCCUAGCUGAAAAUCAAGGUAUUUGAAUCGUGCACUUUAUCAUGAAUAAUGUUGAUGUUAUGGUCCCUAAUGGCUCGACUCAAGAGGAGUCAAUUAAUCAGACAAGCAAAUGCAGCAAUCUUCCUUUGAUUAGAUCAAAUUUCGUGGCUAUUUUUCCCUCAGUAGCUUUUAAGUACAUGUUUUGUAUGCAGUAAUAUUAAAUUAUGCUCGAUAAUCCUAAUAAUAUAGUGAACCAGAUUUUAGCUGCU